CCGUCCGCCUGCGGGACACCAGGUCACCCCGGGACGGCCACGGGGGGCCUCGGCAGCACCGCCCCGACCCCCGCUCCCGGCCCGCAGCCCCGCGCGCGCGUCCUUCCCGCCACGGGCCCUGCCCGCCAUUGGCUGGCAGGGUGCGAUUGGCUGGCAGGGUGGGCCAAUGGCGAGGCAGCUGCUGGGCGGGACAAGCCCCUGGGCCACGCGAGGCGGCGGGCGCGAGGCGCGUGGUGCCCGCGGUCCCGCCCCGCCCGCUCCCCUGCGCGGCCUCGGGCACCUCGGCGCUGCCCCCUCUCCCGCCGGCAGGAUGUCCGUGGGCUCUCCGUCGGCCACCCCGAGGCUGCUGUACCGCAGCACCCGCCUGCUCCGCGCGGCCUUUCAGCACCUCCACCAGCAGCAGCAGCGAGCAGACGUCUUCUGCGAUGUGGUGCUGCAGGCGGAAGGCGAGGCGGUGGUGGCCCACUGCUGCGUCCUCUCUGUCUGCAGCCCCUUCUUCAUGGAGCAGCUGGGUCGGGAGCUGCCCCCCCGGGGCCGCAGGGUGGUGCUGGAGCUGGGGGGGCUGAGGAUCGGGGCGCUGCGCAAGCUGGUGCGUUUCCUCUACACGGCCGAGCUGGAGGCCACGUGGGAGGAGGCGCAGGAGGUGCUGGCAGCCGCCCGCCGCCUCCGCGUCACCGAGCUCGAGUCGCUGCAGCUGCGGGGGGGACGCCUGAUGCGGCCCGGACCCCAGCGGCAGCUCGACCGCUCCUGCCUGCGCCCAGCCCGGCACGGCUGCCCCGCGGCGGGCGGCAGAGCUGAGCCUGGCGGUGCCACUGUCCCUGCGGGGAGCAGCGCUGUCCCCCCACGGGAGCGGUCGCGCUCUCCAGGGACCGCACGCCCCAGCCCCGGCCCCGUGGGGCGGGUGAAGCUGCGGAAGGUGGAGAGCGGGGGGUGCUGGGAGGUGGUGCAGGAGUGGCAGCCCCGCGCGCUGGCGGCAGGCGAUGGUGGGGUGACAGAACCGCGGCCCCUGUCAGACGAGGAUGCACUGGAGCAGGCCGGCAGGCACUCCCCCCACCAGCGGCCCUCACCAGCAGCCUGGAGGAAGCAGGAGCAGGUGCCCCCCGCACCCCCACAGGGUCACAAGGAGGUGGUGGCACUGGGGAACCCCCUGGGUCACCCUGAGGAGGAGGAUGUGGACGUGGGGACACCGGAGCCGUGCCUGCCCCCUGGCACUGUCUGUGUCUGGCCCUGCCCCUCAUCUGAGUCGGACGAGGAUGUGGAUGUGCUCACUUAGGGGGCGGCUCAGCCUCCCGGGCAAUGCCGCCAGGGCGGCCCUCAGCCCUGGCCAAAAGGCUGUACCAGCCCCAGGCUGCUGGGCCUGGAAAUAAAGCA
Columba livia (rock pigeon) is the source of this 1371-nucleotide messenger RNA. It is a transcript of the gene BTBD18, whose product is annotated as BTB domain containing 18. The transcript has 3 exons. The coding region runs from base 167 to 1273 and encodes 368 amino acids. NCBI's taxonomy places the organism in Eukaryota, Metazoa, Chordata, Aves, Columbiformes, Columbidae. Gene Ontology annotation, molecular function: protein binding. The record is from RefSeq and is a predicted model, not a curated record. Gene Ontology annotation, biological process: positive regulation of transcription elongation by RNA polymerase II.